CUCAUGUUUCAGUUGCGUUCGCGGUGAGAUCCUGUAAGUAUGUGGUGUUCGUUUGGGAGUUCUAGGUUAGGAGUAUUUUUCCCCUUCUACUGAUUCAAUGGGUCAAGGAUUUCGUUAACAAAUGUGUGUGAUUUUGAAUGCCAUUUCGAGUGUGUUUGAAAUAUAGAGUAAAUAUCAAGUGCAAUGGAUGCAACUUUGAUAACAGGUCCAGAUGUUCUCUGCAUCCUCUAAUCAAACGCCCUCAAUCUAUGUUGAGUCACUUGGUACAUCAUUGCGAGGCUCGGAACUUUCUCUCACAAGUGAAGUACAGUGACACAACAUACGCACAGGAUCGCCAUUUUGAGCGUCAUCAGCCGAAGCCAUGUCGUACACUACAGAGUCUCCUUACAUUCCUAAUGGGAACGGCCUGGUGCAGACUCUGCCAUCCGAAAUGGUACCACAACGGAAGAGCAAGGACCGGGGUCGCUACCCUCCUUGCAAUUGCUGCCCUUAUGGCUAUCACAUCGACCUGGACUUCGUGAGGUACUGCGAAGCUUUGUCGCAGGGCAGCGAAAUGUCGGCCAGCAAACAAAGACGCCGGGAACGGCGUCGUCAGCGCCAGUCCAUGGAAGUUCUUCUUGGUCUCACAAGCCCAACGGUGUGGAAUCUGGAGCAGCAGCUACCGAAGAUUCCUGUGGAAAUCUGCCCGACACCCGCACCACCUGAUCCAGCACGUGCCAAUGCUAUGGUUCGCGACGCCUUGCAUAAAGCAGUUUUGGAUUUUGAAGAAACCCUCCAACGAUCACAUCCCAAACAAAUCAGCUACAUAGCCAUUCCGGACAGCCCAGGACAAGGCACAGCAGUGGACAUUACGGAAACCGACGUACCUGGACCAGGUAUGAGUCUCAUGCAACGUACUGAGUCCGUGUCUUCGAUGUCCAGCAUGUCUGCGGCUUCAAGUUCUGCGACUGCUGGACAAAACGGCAACGGUCAACCCAUCGCCAAUCAUACCACAUCACACGAUGAUACAGGACUUCUACAGGACUUUGACGUCGCCAGUGUUGGAAGUGCAGCAUCUGGACUCAGUACGGGAACUUUGCAGAAUAUCCGAGAGCAAAUGGCCAUCAGUCUGGAGCGAAUGAGGGAACUGGAGGAACAAGUGAAAUUGAUACCAGUUCUACAGGUACAGUUGUCUGUUCUGAAAGAGGAGAAACGGCAGAUGCUGUUACAGCUUCGACUUGAAGAGGCUGAAAGGAAUAAGAGAAACACAGUCGACGAUUUUUCAGCAGCAUAUAUGAAGGGUCAAGGAAGCAAGGACUCUGAAGGAGAUCCUUCACUGAGGAUACGCUCUCAGUCCUGUUCGGAUGGCUCGGAUAGGAACUACCCUCGAAGCUCUAGUUUCAAGGCAGUCAGAAACAGUUCACGAGACAUCGGAAUCACCUGCUCUGUCAUAACACGGGAAGUAGGGGUGUCACCACAACGGCCUAGGCUUCGCAACGCAAAGACGAAUACACGUACCGCCCUCCAACGGCUAAGUCUGAGCGGCGUGAACACCGAAGAAAUUCCACCUGAUGACUCUCAAAGCCUACCGACAGCUAUCCGCCCUUUGAGCCACCUUCAUAAAAAACUUGUUAAAGUCUCUCCUAUGAAUGCUAUCAACUUCGAAUCCGUUCUUAAGAGUGCCAACACAAAAACGUCUGCAACCAACACUGACCUUCUUAAGGACCAUGUAUACUCAGAUGUGGAAAUGGAUCGUAACAUCAACAAAGCGAUUCAGAUGUACGAAAAAACUUUCAGUACUAGACUGCAUCCAAAGGACACUAGAGACAUAGGAGUUCAAAUAGGGAAGGUGCCAGAAAUUACGCCGGUUUUAUUGAUCAUAGAGCGACGCGAUGUUGCCGUCCAGUCCGAAGAUAAUCACUGCCGUCGGGAAGCCUUCAGUCAGACUGAAGAUAUACCACGGCGGCUUAUUGAAAUUGGCGUUUCUGCAAAGCCUCGCUACGUCGAAACCGCGGUUCAAGUGAGACCCAGAACAAGGGAUUUUGGUGCAUCGGACAACACCGUCAACGAUGUACUCUGCGAUAAAUGUAAGGUGAAGAAACGAAGUAUUGGUGUCGGUCAUUGUUCUGUCACAAAUCUCGUAGCAGAAGAAGAGACGUCACUUUCUCUCAGCAACAUUGGCAUUCUACAAAAUAAGCUGCCCGAUCACUCCUCACCACGAAUCAAGAAGGAAGUGGCUGUUAGAUCAAUAGGCUGCGGAACGCGUAACAGCGCUGUUGUCUCCGAAGGAACGGACACGGAAGAUCUUAACAUUAGAAGAAGCCGCGACUUUGGAGUCAACACAACGAAAAGGAAAUUAGUAGAUGCAGCUGUUGGGGACGAUACGAGACGCAGAAAUUCCGGUUGCGGUGUGUUUUUGUGUGACAAAUGUGAUGUGGCAAUUCAGAAUGUCGCCAAGAAUAUGUUAACACAAAAGUCUGAUUCCACGAACCCUAGUCCAAGUGUUACCGCUGUCGUUACUUUACCCACCACAAACAUUUCGAAAACAAGUCCGAGUGCAACCAUUUCGCGUAUACCCAGGCCUACUCCCGCCCGUGGUGCUAUCUACACGUCUACGACGACAACUGUGCACUCUCCAAUAAUGGCGAAAGAGAAACAUCGUAUUCAGAGGCAGGAUACUUACACGAAACUGCAAGUCGAUGCUGAAAACAGACACACAACGGCGACGCCGAUACAGGAGAAGAGCAGGCAUGAAACAUCACCACCAUGCCCUGCAGAAAGGCUUCUGGCAAUGCAGGCAAGCAGAUCUCGGGAGCAAGAGAACAAGUGCAUGGCAGAUCAUGGGAAAGAGUUGAUUUGUUCAGAUGCCAAAGAAGGCGACAGAGAAAGUCCAGAAGAAGAGACGCAUGCUCUUAUGGACACUGGUCUCUUCCAGCCUAUACAGCAUGAUACAAGAAAAAAAACGGAGCCAAGCAAGGAGAUGAAAGCUGCAUUAAAAGUAUUGAAUGACUAUUUAAGGAAAUGUCCCAUCACAAGUGUGCCACAUCAUUUGAAAAAUGCUAGCAACAUUGUUCAACAGGAAUGGUUUAAGAUAUCAAGUACAGCUUCUGCAAAUCCUCUGAAUGUGGAGGAUUACUUAGAUUGCUUUGAGGAGAUGUCGAGCAUACUGCUGGAGUAUGUUGUGAAUAUGACAGACAUGAGUGGAAAUACUGCAAUGCAUUAUGCAGUGUCUCAUGGAAAUUUUGAUGUAGUCUCUAUUCUGCUGGAUUCAAAGGUGUGUAACAUCAACAGACCAAAUGCUGCCGGUUACACUUGUGUGAUGCUUGUAUCAUUGGCUCAAGUUCGUUCAGAGACACAUCGGCAAGUGAUCCGUCGCUUGUUUCAGCUUGCUGAUGUCAAUGUUCGAGCAAAGCAGCAUGGUCAGACAGCUUUAAUGCUUGCUGUUUCCCAUGGUCGCCUGGACAUGGUGCAGUUGCUGGUUGAGGCUGGGGCAGACAUGAACAUUCAGGAUGAGGAUGGAAGCACAGCACUGAUGUGUGCAGCAGAGCAUGGACACACUGAAAUUGUGAAACAUCUGUUAAACCAGCCUGACUGUGAUGCUUCUAUUAUGGACUGUGAUGGCAGUACAGCAUUAAACAUUGCAAUGGAUGCAGGAAAUAGAGACAUAGGUGUACUUCUGUAUGCCCAUGAGCACUUUUCUCGUGGGAGCUCUCCAUACACGUCGUUACGACAUAGACGUUCCAAGAGUGCCACUCCUACCAUGCUGUCAGGCACUUCCCCAUCUCCAAGUCCAGUACGGGAGAAGGUGCCACAUCAUGAGCAGGCUAUGUGAGCUGACUCAUGACAAGACAAUACUCUGAAGAGAUCUGUUUUUACUUUAAUCCCACUUUAUAUUAGUUGAUGUAUUUACUGACAAGGAACCUUGUGAACAUGAAGUCUCCUCAUUAGCACACAAAAUCUCACAUAUUACGGUUUUUAAUUGUGUAUGAAAUUAUUUAAAUGACCCCUAUGUAAAAUUCUGAUAUAUAUAUAUAUAUAAUUUGUUUUAAAUUUUCAUAAUAUCAAUUUGUGCUCCCUUUAAUCAUUGUGGUCUUCCAUUAUCUAUACAUAUGUAUUCUGCAAAUUAGCAGAUAGGAACUUUAUAUCAAAGAACCUUGGGCUGGUGUAAUGUGGACCAUUGCAGUGUACAAUAGAAAUUCCAUUUAAUGUUACAAUUUAGUGGGAGUAUAUGUUGGUUAUCCCUUUUUCUCUGAACUGGUUGAGUCUCGUAGGAAAUUAUUAAUCUUUGUAUUUGAGGUUUGGCUUAAUAAUUGCAACAGCAUUCAGAAUUAUUUGAUAGGACUGAUACUGGUGAAGUUUCAUCACUGUGACUUUGAUUGCAGUAAUGAUGGAAUGUAAGUGAACAGAGUACAGUAUGGGCCUGCCUACCCUCUUUCCCCACAAGAUAUAACAAACCGCUGAAUUACAGUUGCAGUUACCAGGCCAUAACAAUACACCCCCCCACUCAUGUCCCCAAUUGUCACACCAUUUCAUGAAGGAAAAAAAUUCAGAAAUUACAGGUACAAGAAUUAAUGUGUAAUAUUAUGAAGUUUUUAGUAUAACCAAAGUUCCUAAUUUGGUUGAUCCCAGAUAUAGUAGUAAUACUUUUGUGUCCCUGUAUUAAACUAAGAAAAUAAUAUCUCAUUCUUUUGUCUAUUUAGUUUUCUUUAUAUUACUGCGGGAUAUAAAUUUCUUCAUUGGAUUUUGAUUAACAGUUUGGCACAGUAUGGCUGGUUUUGAGAUUGUUAAGAGGAGUUUGCUUGUACGCAUUUUGCCAUGUACAUCACUGUACAUCACACUUCUACUGGAAGUAAGUGAUGGGCCAUGCAGUUCUAUAUUGUUAUGAAGAACUCAUCAGUUAUAGGUGUUGACUAUUAACAUUGUUAUGAACCAUAUCUAUUGAAAGAAAAACAAAGCAAAGUUAGAAAAUAACAAAAUUUGUAGUACUGCAUAUGAAGUGAGCAAAAGAGCUGUAUGUGGUUUUGAUGUAAAGAGACAUGCAAUAUGUUA
Cryptotermes secundus is the source of this 5028-nucleotide messenger RNA. It is a transcript of the gene Kank, whose product is annotated as KN motif and ankyrin repeat domain-containing protein 2. The record is from RefSeq and is a predicted model, not a curated record. NCBI's taxonomy places the organism in Eukaryota, Metazoa, Arthropoda, Insecta, Blattodea, Kalotermitidae. Gene Ontology annotation, cellular component: cytoskeleton; cytoplasm. Gene Ontology annotation, molecular function: protein binding. Bases 362 to 3811 code for a protein of 1149 amino acids. Gene Ontology annotation, biological process: negative regulation of actin filament polymerization. The transcript has 15 exons.